AGACUGCCACUCUCACUGAAACUAUCGCAAUACAAUUGUGCGGUCAUAACAAGGUUUCACAAUUUAGUUUUUCCACAAACGAGAGAAGCGCCAUAGCUGUUGAAACAACUGACUGCAGAAGAACAUGCUAGCAACAGAAUGGGCUAAGCGCCUAAACGACCUCACCCAUAAGGUCUACGAUAAGGUCUGGCUAAAAAAGGUCUCUGAAGGUACAUACUUGCUACACAAAGCCUUUUUUGUCACUGCGCUUAGCUGGGACUCUGAAAUAUCUCUAGUAACCUUAUAUCUGCUUAAACCCUCCUUAAUCUCCCCCGUACACAAAAGAGUUGGUGCAAUGUAAGAAGUAUUGGUUGAAACAUCUACGACGUUGGUCGCAUUUUAUUGAAUAGUAUUGAGUAUUACUGACAAAACUCGGUUUCGAAUCUCACCCAAUUCGUCCGAACUGUCGCUGGAUUGGCUUUCCAGGUACGGGUAGAAUUAAGUCAAGAAAGCCAGGAAACGCGAACCAAUACCUCUCGAAAUCUUAAACACAAAAAAGAAGAAUGUGCAAACCCUUCGAUAGGCAGUAACCAGAAUGUUGCUAUCACUCAUAGCCAAUUUAUAAAACUAUGACAAUUUCCCUAAUUUCUAGGUAGCCCUCAGGUGGGAGCAAGGUGGAAGCCACACUUGUUGAUAAGAUCGAGAUAGGAUUGUUUGCUCUGCAGCGUGAACGGGUCGCUGUUUAUAGGGUCUCGUAGAAAGGGACUCUUGGAAGAGCAUCGUAAGGUGUUGAUAAAAAUAAGCGUUUCAGCGAAUUCAAUGAGAAUAAUGAUUGCGUGGUAAGAUAAUUCGUUCUUGGUAUGAUUAAAUCGAAUUGAAUCUUCCACGCAUUGCAGGCGAAUUAAGCUUCAAAUACGCAAAGCAAAGUAUAAGUGCUGUUCAUAAAAUCUUACUUUCAUCCAUUUUUUUGGAUAAGAAGUAUUUUAUCAUAUAUAACAGUAAUAUAAAUAGUUUAUAAACUUGCUAAAACGGUUUAAAAACUAGAUAAAAUAGUAUUUUUUAGUAUUUUUUUAGUGGGGCGAAGAGAGUAAAAAAAAAUGUACUUGCUAAAUGUAGUUCAGAAUCUAUUAUCAGCGCACUAUCUACACUAAUCUUAUCAUACCAAACAUUCACGGAAACCUGUCCCUUAAAAGACAGCGCUCAAAAGUUGUGGAAGCUCACAUUACAGCCGACCGCGUAUGUUGAUAGUGUUUGUCCCAAAAAUGGACCAACUGGUGCUCCAGGUUUACAACACGAACCAUCUUUCCCGUGGAACGGCGUUGAUCAUUGCUGAUCAACAGGACCGGCCAGGAUCCGAAAAGGAUCUGGCAGCUGUGGUGGACGUUUUCAAGGGACUAAAAUUUAAGUUGCGAAUGUGCGUCGAUAAAACAAUACAGCAGCUAAGAACCCUGCUCAGUACGGUUGCCAGUGAGGAUCACAAGGACAGUGACUGUCUGCUGCUGGUGGCGAUGGGCCACGGAAGUAAGGAUAAACUCAGAAUCCAAGGACGUGAAAUUUACAUCGAAGAUCUGUGGAUCGAUUUUAUCGGAAGCAAUUGCCCGUCCUUAAUCGGAAAGCCAAAGCUCGUCUUCAUUCAAUGCUGCAGAGGCACAGAUCAUGACACUGGAACUCGCGUCGUCCAAACGGAUGCCACACUGAACGUAGCAGAAGCGGUAAAUGUUUGCGUACCUAUGCAUGCCGAUCUGCUGGUGAUGUACUCGUCGGUCGAAAAUCACGUGUCGUACCGCAGCGAGGAGGAAGGUAGUUGGUUCAUAAAGUACCUGUGCCAAGUGUUACGCAGCAAUAUUGCUGAAACAGACUUACUUUCGUUGUUAACGCACGUGUCGUAUCUGGUGGCAUGCCGUUCGACACCGUCGAACAAAGGACCUUUGAAACAAAUGCCUGUUAUCCAUUCAAUGUUAUCGAAACAAUUUUACCUGGUGCCCAAGUAGCUUUAUUAUGCUUUAUUGUUUAAGAGCCACAAGGUUAGAAAAUGAAUAAACCGGAUUGAAUAUCCUCUCACCCCCGUC
This is a messenger RNA of Anopheles stephensi (Asian malaria mosquito), 2048 nucleotides long. RefSeq names its product caspase-like. The record is from RefSeq and is a predicted model, not a curated record. Bases 1218 to 1970 code for a protein of 250 amino acids. The transcript has a single exon. Gene Ontology annotation, molecular function: cysteine-type endopeptidase activity. Gene Ontology annotation, biological process: proteolysis. Lineage: Eukaryota; Metazoa; Arthropoda; Insecta; Diptera; Culicidae.